Molecule: messenger RNA, 15109 nt
Organism: Schistosoma haematobium
Lineage: Eukaryota; Metazoa; Platyhelminthes; Trematoda; Strigeidida; Schistosomatidae
Product: TATA element modulatory factor 1
Exons: 17
Coding region: 9245-11098 (617 amino acids)
Cellular component (GO): endoplasmic reticulum; Golgi apparatus
Source: RefSeq, a predicted model, not a curated record
GUGAAGAAAUAACGUGAAUAUCACAAAGAAGUGGAGAAAAUGGAAAUGCUAGCAUGCGAUUAUGAGCAAAUUAAUAUGCAUACAUAACUGUUAAAUUGAAUAGUGGCAGAAGAAUCACUCAAAUUUGUUCUCUACCUCAAGGUUACUGACGGAGCUAGCUAUGAGAUGAAUUGGUGGAAUUCAUUGGAGAAAGCAGGCAACAUUUCAAAAUUUGCGAUCACAGCCUUGAAAAGUGCCCAACAAAAAAUAGAUGAAGUUCUCGAUAUCACAGAUGAAGCUACUAAUCAAAACGCACUGCCUACGCUAUUCGAAUAUUCAACUAGACAAGUUGACGCAACGAAAACAUUAGUAUCUUUUAAACUAAAUGAAUCAAGUCGUUGUGAACCGAAACCGAGUGGGUUAUAUUUUGAUGUUGCGAUACCUAGUUCUUGAAAGGUCUGAUCUGUUGUUUUUAUUUUCAGAUUUCAGAUUUGUGUAGUAAGGACAGAAGGCCUACGGCCUGUGUUAUUCCUUUUCUAGUAUGCUUCUGUGAGUGUCCAGUCUUCUCUUGAAAGAGUCAAUUGAAGGUGCGGACACCACUGCUUCAGGCAGCAGGUUCCAAGUAUUGAUGACUCGGUGUGAAAACCUGUAUGCCACGGGUAUUUUGUUCGUUCUUGGCUUUUCUACUCGCCUGCUAUGUCCUCUGAGGUGUCCCGAUCUAGUGGGAAGAAAGAGAGAGAAUAAGUUAGGUCCGAAAUCAUUUCUCAGUAUUCUGUACAUCAAUAUUAGAUCUCCCCUUAGUCUGCGAUAGGACAGAGUAAAGAGGUUCAGUUUUUCAAGCCGCUCAUUAUAUGAUAAACCACGGAGUUCCGGAAUUGCACGCGUAGCUGCCCUCUGUACCUUUUUUAGUAUGUCCCUAUUGUUCGUACCAUUUGUACAGAGCAAGUUAGAGAUGAACAUUAAUGAAAUGUGACGAAAAAAUGCGCCGUACAUCUUCAACUGUUUGUAUUCGAUAGUUUAUGGAUCUCUAUUCUGUGUAGGGCCGUUCACGAGCGUAUUUCUCGGUGUAAUCUGAUUACGACUGUGCUGUGAUCCAAAGGGAUAUAUUUUUCUGGACAUCCUACUUUAAGUAUGGAAUCUUCAAACCGAAAUGUUGAGUGACCCUGUUGUUCUUACCGCCAUUAUGUCGUUUAGACUAUGUAAGUUAGGGUAGCCUAACUUAACUAACGUACCCUAACGUGAUACCUAUCACUUAACGUUAUAAUAUUAUGUGGAGCUUAUGUGAAAUCCUCGGUUUUAAUACAAACUUGUGUUGUUAUUUGGAAUACUGGAUUAAAUUUUAAUAGUGACCUUUAAAAAUGUACAGGUCUGUUUAAUAAUCUCAAUAUAGGCAUCAUGUAGUCUUAGCUUAUGGAUUUUUCGACGAGACUCUAAUUUAUGGACGACCUUUGAACGAAUAUUAAGUGACCUUGAGGAAAUAUUAGCCAACCAGCAAACAGUAAGUAUGUAGUAAAAAUAUAUUAUACAAAACCAAGGAAAUAAAGUGGAUACAAUUCUAAUACGUGGUUCAAAAACUUGUCAAGGUUAGAAAGAGGUUCAGAGGUUCUAAAAUCGUUAUGCAUGCAGUAGAGGAAAUCAUCCAUACGGCUACAGAAUAGUCGGCCUCUGGAGCCAUGAUAAAGUCUCAAGAACUCUUUCAGACUCAACCACAUAGCUUCAAUAUUGUUUAUGUGCACUCCGGUUGUUGACUACACAAAAUGCCGCUUGUGGAUGACGAUACGAUACACAUAACGAAGCCUAUAUGGGAGUCUAUACGCUCUCCAAACAUCCGUAUAUAUUGUAGCACCGGGCUGCAGCCAGUGUUACUGGUGCUUUUACUAUCCAGUUCGCGAUAAUUGUCAUAAUUUGCCUUAUUUGAGAAUUAUAUAUAGGGUUUCCAUCACGAACUGACAGCUAUAAUGCCAGAAAUCUGUUUAGCCAAAUGGAUGAAAGGCUUUCGCGUUAAAAUGGUAGAUCUGUUAACUUAUAUCUGAUUGAUUCGUCCACAAGUUAUAGUCUCGCCGUUUUAUUUGUUAUAGACGCUCAAUUAUCACGUUUUGUACAAAAUUCCCUGUAAACCGAUCGUACGUUAGCUUUAGGCACUGAAGUUGGCACCGUAACAUUGAAAUCUCUAAAACGCUUCUGAAUAGCUCGUCCAUAAAUUAGAGUCUCGCCGAUUUUUAUAAAAUUACAUAUGGUCUUGAUAAUAUGUAAAUUUCUUUACUUUGACAAGUGUACAUCGCGUUAGGAUUACCCUGCACCUGGUUAAUUACUCAAGUCCUAUGAAACUUAAGGGUAACUUAUCAGCCAUCCGUUUUCCGGUCAUGGUUGAUCAGAUCAAGAUGGGUACUGUGUAAUUCACUUACGAGGUACGGACUAACCACGUCAGUUGUGAACCUUAUUAUAAAGGUUAGUGGUACUUAUCGACUGUCUCAAUGAAAUGUCUAGACCAAACGGUUUUAACAUUAUUAGGGAGUAUGUAAUGAACACUUCAACAAAUACUUCUGGAUAGAUAGGUUAGUCAGUGGCUUAUUCUUCGGGCAGAUAAAAGCAACGAACAAAGUUUCAGUCUCAGUUUGGAAAGGACAGGAGGCUUGAUGGCCUGUGUUAGUCCUGGCAAUGGUGGCCUCUCAGUUGAUCCAACUUUCUUUUGAAAGAGUGGACGGAUGGAGCCUCAACCACGUGUUGAGGUAAUGAACCCCACUCGUUGAUGAUUCGAUGGGAAAGUCGAUAGUCAGCUGACAAGCAAUUUGUUCUGGGCUUGUGAACUUUUUUGGAGUGUCCUCGUAACUUCUCUGUUUUGGAAGACAAGAAAAAUUAGGGCAUAUCAGGUGCAAAUUUACCACUAAGCAAUUUGAAAACUGUAAUUAAGUCGCCUUUAGUUCUACGAUAUGACAACGGGAAUAGGUUUAGCUUGGCCAGUCGAGCAUCAUACGGAAGCUUCGCCAUUCCGGGAAUCAGUUUAGUUACUGUUCUCUGGACCUUUUCCAAAAGCUCACUGUCUAUUUUUAAGCAGGGGCUAGCUGCUUGUAUGCAGUACUCGAGUUUGGGACGUACGAACACUGUAUAAAAAGUCAAAAACAUUUUAGCGUCGACAUGACUAAAAGCCCUACGUAUUGACCAUAAGGUUUUAAAACCUUUGGCGGCUAUUGCACGGCAGUGUGCAGUAGUCUUUAAGUCUUGGCUAACGAUGACUAAAAAAGAAUAAAUAGCACCCGACAAAAUUUCGAUUGCUUUUUACCCACUGAUAACUUGGAUAGGAUACUGAUAUCAAGCUUUAGGAUCUAGGUCCUAAGACUAGAGUUUAAUCAGCCUGGAUGGGAUAAUUUGUUUCGAUACAAUAAGUCUAGUGACGUUUGAAAGUAAUUGUUCGGGUUUCUCAGGUAAACCAACUCGGGUUAGUUAAAGUAUGGGAUUUGGACAAUUUCUUUUGACAGUUUUCGAUUGGUAAUCGUUUUAAUUUUUAAUUGAGCUUAAAGUCUUCCAUAGAUCAUCAGUUUAAAAAUUGAACUAAGGUAGUUUCCAAAAUCUUUGGAUCCAAUGUGAUUACGACUAUAAAGCUCGAAAGCAGACAGGUUUUAACCCUUAUCUGGAACAUCCCUAAACUCAGUAGAACUUGCUAACUUUCUGUACAAUUCAUUUCCUUUAAUUUACAGGUAGACUUUAUCUCCUGACGUAGCUAUUUUGAGCAAUAUUCACCGGGGUUUCCUGUUUUCUUUAUUUACUCACAAUGAGCAAUCCCUUUGAGGUCUCACGAGCUUGUCAUCUACCUUAGAUUCUUCCGCAAACUUAGGCAACAUAUUUCACAAAGUAAAAAAUCGACACAAUGCAACUCUAAUAUUUACAGCCAUAUGUAAAAGAAUUUCAAGAUUCAUUUCUGACUUGAAAUACAAAUUUUUGCUUUAGGACUAGUCUAUAUGAUUGUUGUCUUAUUAUUAUUUAUUUAUUUUAACACACAGAUAUUAGUACAAGGGGGCACCAAAUACAUAUGUGUGUGAGGGCUCUGAUACUGCCCGGGUGCCCAAACCAAAGCAGGUGGUUUUCUUAGGAGGCCACACUCGGAGCCUUCAACAUGAAGGUCUGAUCCACAAGGCAGUGGAGCGACGUAAGGAGAUGCAGUCCCAUGGUAGCCGGUGACCAACGAUUGGUUCAUACGCCAUUUGUUCAUUCAGGAUACUGGAGCCCAUGUGCACCAUUGGUUUGGAAUCAGGGACUUCCAACACACCUAGGUGGACCCUUGGUGUCCACCAACCCGGUUAAAGCGCCGGACAUUCGCUUUUCGUCCUCUCAAUUUCGUAAACAACACCCGUGAUACGAGAAGGCAAUGAGUAGGACUUCCCAGGCAGAGGCUAUAUACGCGUGACCAUGUGAGAGCAUUUCGAAAGAGAGAGAGAGCUAAUUCUCUCACCCUCGGCCGUACCAGGGCAUUUGGGGGCAAUGUCACUAGAUUUAUUGUAUCGGAACAAAUUAUCCCAUCCAAACUGAUUAAAUUUUAAUCCUAUGUCCUAGAUCCUAAAGCUUGAUUGUUGUCUAGUCAUAAUACGUUGACUAAGUAAGCGGAUUGAUCAUUUAGAUCAUUAUAGUAGUUUUUUCUCCUCCGUCUUAUUAUUAUUAUUACUACUAGUGGCUUUAUUAAAUAUAUUUUUGGCACAAUGUGGGAUUCUCAGCACAAAGUAUGUCAACAAGUUUCCUUUUCUUAUUUCCUGAUCGAUCCUUGCGAUAAGUAUUGAGUGUUGCCAGUUGUUUGCAGUUCUGGAAUUGACAUCUGAAUAAUGUAUAUUCUUUUCGAUACAUACUACCAGCAACCAUAAUGUCUCUGAUUGGUUUCCUUUGUAACUUGUACACCAGAAUGUCGUAAACUGUUCACAAACGUACCUGAAUAGGUUUGAGACUAAUAGGCAUAAUGAUGUGUUAAAAAAUACAGGGAAACAGAUAACUUACUGAAAUAUCCUAAUGACAGGAACAGGUUGCCCAGAUAUUCGAGCACGCCACCAUUGAUCACCCUUAGUAGAUUGUAAUUGACAAAGUCUCGGGUUUCAAAGUGUUUUGGGUUUUAAAAAGUUAUUUCGCUUAUUGCAUAGCUCCCCCAAUUAUCUUUUGCUGAAAAAAUAUAACAGCUGUGCCUUCAUUACUUUAUGUUUUGAAAAUAUUGGCGUGCAUGUUCCAUGUAUUUCAUCAUAAAUAUUUCAGUCAGUAAUAAUCAACAUCUGACGCGGCACAGAUAAAUAUUGAGUCAUGUUUCCACAUAGUUGUUUGCGAAAACUAUUCCUGUCUAGUCAAACAACUCAGUAGGUGUAACUGUUGUCAGAAGAAGAAUAUUAAGCAAUGGUGGCAAAGCGACUGAUGAGGUUGUACACCAUCACCGAGUGAUAUAUUUGGAACUAGUGUUAUUAGGAUUCUGUCUCGGUUUUUUGUGUGACUGAUCGUGAUUUUGAUUGUUGUAAACACAACCAGCCGUAUAAUGUUGGUCGGUUGAAGCUACAAAAUGUUUGGAGCGACUUAGUAAUAACUGACCGUAAGACAAAUCCUGACCAAGGAAACAACAAAAAUUCAGUCAAGAAUGAUCAGAAAAUACAGAACUUGUAAUCAGUUAAUAUGGAUUGAAUGUUGGUCUUCUAACGUCCAAUUAUAUCAAAACUGCUGAUAUGAAUUUUCCAGCCGCUGUAACUGCGUGCGUGAACGGAAAAACAUUUAGAUAGGAUCAGAUCGAUAAAUUGUUAAUACAUAUAAUUGGCCUUUGGUUUAGUAAUUUAAGAAAGCAAGCUUUUUAAUGGGGACUGAUGAAAUGACUGUAAUCAUUAGUAAGAGACUUAGUGAUACACUUCAAAUCAGUUACAUUAAGCAAUUUGUAUUCACUAUCAUGAUCUUCCUGUACGUCUUCGACAUCAAAUUGUUCUAUAUCUUUCAUUCAGUGUUGCCGUUCGUUGUUUUGCAGUUUUCUUUCUUCUAUUUACUACAUGUAUCGUUUAAAUUUCCUAAAUCUUUUUCUUGAUGCAUCAUUGUUUUACUCAAAGGAAGCAUGGAGCCCUAGACAAUUACAUUUUUAUAAAGCUUCAUACAUUGUUUCAGUCUUUGCUCUGGUACGAGUAGUUCACAUAAGCGCUCAUAUCGAAGCAUUUUGUAAAUAGAUAAUCGCUGUGGUGGUGACAUUAAACUUAGCAUAGUAUUUCUCAUCUCUCGAAUAAGUUAUUUGUUUGCAAUGGCACUAGCACGCCCACUGCUUAUUUUAUCGAAGUGAGAAGAAAUCGGCGUGAGAAACGAUGUCUUUUCGUCAUCUCUGCUUAUGUCCCGAGAGAUUGCAACCCGGAUGCAAUCAAGUAUGAAUUCUAUAACCAGUUAACUGUUCUUCUCCAGAAAGAGAGUUCGACAGAUAUUGUAAUACUAGCUGGAGACUUGAAUGCUCAGGUCGGGCGUCUAGGCACAGAAGAGAAUCGUUUAGGUGGCCGAUUGGGACGUAUUGGUCGCAGGACAGAUAACGGGGACCGUCUACUGCAACUGUGUACAUACCACAACCCGUUUCUGGCUAGCACUAACUUUCGGCACAGUCAUCGCCGAUGUGCCACCUGGAGUCCUCCUCUGCAUCUCAAGCCUGGACUCAGAUUGAUCACAUCGCGAUCAGCUACCGCUGGCGUGGUUGCGUACAAGACUGCCACUGCUUUUGGUGUACCUAUCUGGACUUUGAUCAUGCCCUUGUUUGCGCCAAUCUUACCUUACUUCUCAGUGGCCAACGAAGUGACCGCCACCAAAGGAUUGAUGUCAGCAAGUUAGUAGCAAUUUCACGACGCCAUCAAAAUGGCGAGUAAAGCCGCUUGCGGCUCAUCCGAGCCACUGGCAGCAAGAAGUCUGGUGUGAGUGAAACAAUCUGCGAGGAUGACGGGAUGCCAAUCACUGACAUCCAUCGACGUCUUGGACGAUGGGCAGAAUUCUUCGAGGGGCAGUUCAACUGGCCUGCUGCUCCGGCAACAUCGGUCAGACUGUCCUGCCCUCCAUGACCGGUGACGACUGAUCCACCAAAUGAGGCGGAAGUCCGCAAGGAACUCCAACUCUUGAAGCGCUACAAAUCACCUGGCCCAGAUGACUUACCUCCGGCUCUUUUUAAAGAUGGUGGUGACUUCCUGGUUAAAUAACUGACAACGUUGUUUACAAAGGUUUGGGAGCUAGAGAGUGUACCAACGUCAUAGAAUGAGCCGGUAGUUGUCCCUAUCUUUAAAAAGGGUUCACGUCGUUUCUGUAACAAAUAUCAGGGGAUAAGUCAACUUCCGAUCGCGUCCAAGCUAUUGGCUUCCGUCAUACUUCGUAGGUUGUUCAAAACUCGAGAAAGAUUGACUCUCGAGGAGCAGGCUGGGUUUCGUUCUGGUUGAGGAUGUAUUGAUCAUAUCUUCACCCUCCGCCAAAUGUUAGAACACCGUCAUACUUAUCACAGUCCAACAAUCGUAGUGUUUCUUGACAUCAGGUCUGCCUUCGAUUCGUUGGACAGGACUGUUCUGAGGGACUGUCUAUUGAAGAAGGGUGUUCCUGAGAAGUUAAUUAACAUCUUAAAGGCCCUAUAUACAAACAACUCAGACAGAGUGAGGGCGUACAACUACCUCUCUUCAUUGUUCCAUCCGAGCGGUGGGGUUAGACAGGGUUGCCCAAUCUCACCACUCCUCUUCAACUUUGCCAUCGAUGACAUUCUGGAAACAGCUCUGAUGGUUGUAAUUAAUGGCAGUGUGGAUCGGUUGCCUGGAGAAAGACUUCUCGACCUUGAGUAUGCGGAUGAUAUUGUCUUACUCUGCGAUAAUGUCCAAGUCAUGAAAUCCGCACUUAAUCAGUGGUCAAUCAAUGUCCGUAGGUACGGUAUGUGCUUCGCACGUUUGAAGUGCAAAGUACUUCUACAAGACUGUCAGGAUUCUAAUCCUGUACUCACUCUGGAUGUGGAGCAGAUAGAAGUAGUCUAGAAGUUCGUGUAUCUAGGUAGCUGCAUAAGUGCUGGUGGGGGUGUGAGUGAUGAGAUCAAUGCACGUAUGGUGAAAGCUGGAGCGGCUUAGGCCAAUCUGCGCCAUCUUUGGCGCCUUCGUAAUGUCAGUCUGGCUGUAAAAGGUCGGACCUAAAACGCGUCGGUGAGAGCAGUUUUGCUCUAUGCUUGUGAAACCUAGCCUCUCCGAGUUGAGGGUGUUACACGACUCUCUGUGUUUGAUCAUCGUUGUCUCCGAAGGAUUGCUGACAUCCAGUGGCAACACCAUGUCAGUAAUGCAGAGGUUCGGCAUCAUGUAUUUGGGCGCAGAGACGAUAAUUCAAUUGGUGUCAUCAUCCUGAAACGUCGACUUCGGUGGCUUGGAUAUAUUCUACGAAUGUUGUCCCAGAGAAUCCCACGUCGUGCAUUACUUGCCGACUCUGGGACUAGUUGGAAGAAGCGGAGAGGUGGUCAGUGUAUGACAUGGUGUCGGGGUAUGAAAGAAAGCUGCACGGGACUGGCUUCUGUUGGUCUUUCACGACUCGCUGGCUUAGGUCGGAGAGAUGGUGCAACACAGUGGCUAGAGACGUUAUCAGAUAUGGCUCAAAAUAGAAGCCAGUGGCGAUCCUGCUGUAAACUUCUUUUACUUUCUUCAUAAAAAAAAUGGUUGUAUCUUCCUUAACUGAAAGAAUUCUUUUUGAUUGUACCUUUCCGUAUCCCCCAUUAUUAUUAUUAUUACACUUCGUUACACUAAUCCGGUCCUUAUUGUUCCUUUUCUUUUUUUUCUCCACAUUCACAUUGUUUUGUGUGGCACAUAAAUAUCUGGUGCCCCCUUGUACCAAUAUUUAUGUGUUCAAAUAAAUAAAUAAAUAAAAUCUCAUUUCUCGAAUAAGUUAUUUGUUUGCAAUAGCACUAGCACCAUCACCGUUUAUUUUAUCUAAAUUCAGUGUUCCAUUGUCAAAAAUAAAUAAAGAUGUAACCUUUUGGCGGUAUAAAAUUACAGUUCGAUGGCAUAGGAUAUUAACUGUGAGAAUAGUCGUUAACAUUGAAGAUUAAUAUAAUUACAGGUAACGUCUUUUAGUUUAUUUGUAUUGCAUUCAUAUGCUUACUUCUUAUUUUCAAUCUCAUAUAAUAUUAGUAAAGUGAGGCUGAAAGCUUUUUUCAUUCUUAGAUUCAUUAAUUAACAUCACUGGUUACUACCUAAUUUCAGAGAAAUCUGAGUGUGAAGUAGGCAGCGAUUGUGGAGAUUUGGAGAGAUCUUGUUCAACAAGGUUAAGUCAUCACUCACCUCUUAUGGAUUCUCUGGAAAAAGUUGUUUACGAUCAAUCAGACAAUUUCGCAUCCAGUGAUUCUGAUAAGGUGCUAACUGAUGAGAACACUAAAACUGAUGAGUUGUGGGAAAUAGAUUCUACAUUAGUUAAUGAUUGUUCUACUGUCACUGAACAAAAAACAUCACAGGAUUUAUGUGAAAAAAAGUGUGAUGCACCAAAAGUAACAAUUUCUUCGGAAUACAUUGCACAAGAAUCAGCUGUUGAUGCAAAUUCGCAAUUGUCAUCCCUAGAAAAGGAAUUGCAGUUAGUGAAUAAAUCAAUUCCCAAUGAAGAUAUAACCUCUUUGCAUCGUUCUUCAUCUGAUAUAGUACUACCAUUCACUGCUCAACCAGUAUGUGCCGAUGACGAUUUUGAUACUAAUACCACUAGUUCGGAUAUUGAAGUAAUUUCGUGUUGUAAUUCUACAUAUGGUGGUGAAGUCCACGAGUUACAUUCUUCUAAUACACCUACUAUUAUGUCUUCUGUUAAAGAGCCACGUCUGUCAUUGGGAUUCAAUCAAAACUCACUUGUUUUGCAAAAAUAUUAUCUUAGAGGAUUUAGUGCUCCGGUUGUUUUAAACAAAUGUUCUAGUGGUCCUGAACAUCGUAGAUCUGUUAGUGUUUCGCAAGAUUUAUGUAUGGGUUUGCAAAAUACUAUUGACGAUGAUUUGACAUUUGCCUAUCAUGACCUCGCUAAGAAGUUCUCCGAAGUCAAACAUUUACUAAAUGUUCGUGAAGCAAAAAUUAUGCAACUUAGCCAUGAGAACAACGUACUACAGAAUUCAGUCUCAAUAUUGCAAGAGCAAUUAAAAACUACACUGACCACACAAGAAAUUGUCACUACUGAUGUGUCCAGUAUUACCUCAGAGUUUUCUCAACGUUUAUCAGAUACAGAGAAACGGUUACAGGUUGUUUGUCGUGAACGAGACCAAUUGAAAAAAAGUUUAUCGUCAGUGAAACAAAAAAUUCCGGUGAUCACACGUGCUGUAGGUGAUGAUAAACCUUUUGUAAAUAAUGAUAUAAAACGUGUAAAUGAAUUAGAGAAUGUAAUUUUGCAGAAAAAUGAAGAAAUUGAGAAUUUAUUAAAAGAAGGUCAUAAAUUAUCUGCUGAUCAGUUGAAGACAAAUAAUCUAUUAAAAAAGCUUCGUUCAGAACAGAAAAAAAGCAAGCAGACAGAAGCAUCACAUUUGAAACAAAUUGAACAAUUAACUGUUGAAGUUCAACGGCUGCGAAGCAGUUUAGAAAAUAAGGAAGAGAUACUUGGUAUUCAACUAACCAAUUCUACUAGACAAACGAAAGUAAUAAAUAAUUUGGAAGAACAGCAGGAAAUUCUUAAGAUUCAAAUCAGUAAGAAUGAAAUUAAAAUAUCUGACCAAAAACAGGAACUGGAGACUCUCAUCAAUGAAAAUUCAGAGUUGAAAGAACAGUUGAAUCAAAUUCACUGUCAUUCACAAGCUGAAAGUCAAUGUGUCGAAGAUUUAGAAAAAGUAAAGGCUGAAUGUGAAACCUUAAAACAGAAACUGAACAGCAAUUCAAGAGAUUUACGAGCAUUUAAAACACAACAUGAAGAACAAGCGAUCAAAUGGAGAGAAGAAAUUCAGUAUUACCAGGGUUUAUUGUCUGAUGCCCAGUUGAAAAUUGAUCUAUUGAAUGAAACAACUACUACUGCAACGCAACCAAUCAUGAAACAAUUAGAAAUUCUUCAAUCUAAUUUCAAUAAUCAAGCAUUUGAAUGGGAAACAAAAGAAAGACAAUUGAAUAAAUUAUUAGUUUAUCGUUUAAAGAAGGGUAUUUGCUGCAAAUAUUAUGGUGUGCGCUACUUAUGCGGACCUAUGUAAGUAGUAUGUGAGAGGAAUCGAACGUAGAAUGCUUCUCAACAGAAGACUGAAAUAAAGAAAAGAGGAAGGAAAAUAGUGAGAAGUCGGUAUAACAACAGAAUUGGAAGAAUGAUGGAGUAUGUAAAGGACAACUCAAGGAAAAUGUACAAAUGGUGUAUUCAAUGUAUGAGUUUUAUAUUUUACAAAGGCACUGGCAUUGCGAUUUUGCAUAAAAGAAUAAAUUGGUAUACCGUAUCUGAGUCUCCGUUCACUGCAAUAUCUUUUCAAAACCUUUGUUUAGUUGUUUGGAUUAAAAUGUGUGAAGAAAUUUAUAUUUAUGAUAGGUGGUUUUUUAAAAUGAACCUUGCUAGUGAGUACUGAUACUAAUUAAGUUUGAAUUUAUACCUAUUAUUAUUUUUCAAAAGUAUGCAGUUCACAAUUAUCGCCAGCUACCUAAUUUGAUGACCGUAUUACAUAAAUUAGACAAAAUGACAACACAGUGAUUAAUAUUUAGUGGUCAUCGUCUCAAAACUGUCGUAAUUCUAUUGUUUCUUAUAAAAAGUAUGAUAACCAUUUUUAUUCUGUUUCGUUUCCUGCAAGUCCAAUUUUAAUGUCAAAUACGAAUCUAUGGUAACUGUAAAACCUUACUAGCAAUUUGUUAAGGACACAUUUUAACUAUCUUGAAUCUAUUGGAUUUUGCACUUACAUUGUUGUAAGCUUUUCUUAAUUGUAAGAAAUAGAUAAUCACUUUCAUUUAAAAACUUGAACACGAUAUUCAAAUAUCCAUUAUGAACGAAUUGUAUUAGGCUCUGUCUUUUCAGAGGUAACUUUUUUCAUUAUAUGCUCUAUUUUUUGUGAGUGAUCCAUGGAAUGAAUUUUGUUAUGUUCGUUAUUUAUUAAAAGCAGGAAGAGUGAUAUUCUGAGCAAAAAUUAAAUUUGUUUGCUGAAUUUCUAGUAGUGACUUACAAAACUGAUAUAAUUAUUGGCGUUUGGUGGAGACUGUUGAAUUGUAUGGUUUGAAUCACAGAAUGAUAUUAAUUAGACGUUCGUUGAAAAUCUAAAAGUACCGGACAGCUGUUUCAAUUUAGUAAUACUCCUCAACAGGAGUCGAAAACAGGAUCUUCAGAUCUCGAAGCAAGAAUUCACCUUUCAGACCCUUUGGUUAUUUCACUAGAUAAAAACGUCUUCUUCUGGCUCUUAAUCUCGUCUUUUAUUUCAGUUCGUUCGGAGGAUUGAUUCAAUUUUUGAUCUCAUGAUGGUGUAUCAUUGAAUCAUAUCUUAUCAUUGUAUAUGAUCAGUCGAGCAGUAUUGUAAUGAUUCAUUUUCACACCUCGAACCGUCUGUCUAUUAUUCAUCAGGUCAUAAUCCAUGGUAAAAAAAAGUGUCUAAAAAGUUAUACUUGAUAUUAAAAUUCACUGCAUUCAAGUAAGAUUUUCUUUUUCAAGCUAACUUCCUUUUUUAUGUCUCUGCACAUCAAGAUACAGUGUCCUAAGAUUUACACUAACAUGUGCAAUAAAAUCUAUCAUCGAAUAUUAUUUAUGGGUUUGUUUCAAUUUUUUCUCAUGUUUAGCUGAAUAUAAACUUACAGCCGAUAAUGCUCAAACGUCUGAAGAAUCAUGGAGAAGUCAGCUUCAAAUAGCAGAGGAUAAUUUAGCAAUGGCUAGAUUAGAAUUGAAUUCCUUAAAGCAGAAAUAUGUUGAUUUGCAAAAAAUAUUUACAGCAGAACAAGAAAAAUCACAGGGUAGCAUGUUCGAUUUACAAGAAUUAACUGUCAAACUGGAAACAUCUAAAUCUGAAAUGAAUGAAUUUCUUUCUCGUAUAAGUGAAUUACAACAAACAUUGUUAUCUGAAGAGCAACGUUAUAAAGCAUUAGAAGCAGUGAAUAAUAAUUUAUGCUUGCAACUAGAAGAAAUGAAAUUGGCAAAAGACCAACUUGUGGCAAAUAAGGUCAUCGAUCAACCAUUGAAUUCACAUUCACUUGACAGAAAAUCUCCAUUCAACAAUGAAGUAGCCAGUAUUCCAAAAACAUUUCAAUUUCAGUCUGAUAUGGUCAAUCAAGCUUCUAUGGAAUAUUUUCAAGUAAGAAUCUCAUCUACAUUUGCGCGAAGGUGAAUGUGCUCAUUUGAAACGUGAAAUUGAACAAUUAACAGCCACACAAGAGAAGUUAUUAACUGAAGUUGCUAAACAAACAGCUCGAGCUGAGAAAUACGAAAAGUUAGCAGGUGUAAAAUAUACAAACCAUGUAAAUAGAACUUUAUCACAAUCAGAUCCCUUUGCUCCUACUACAAAUAAUUACCGUAAUCAUAAUAUUGGCGAUGUAAUUGAUGACAAUGAUCCUACAAUGGAAUUACAACAACGUUAUGAAACUUUAUUGAUUUUAUGCGGUAAAUUAACGGAAGAAAAUAAUGAACUUAAAUUGGAUUUAGCUGAUGUUAAAGAAAUGUAUAGAGCGCAGAUUGAUAUGCUUUUAAAAAGUCAAUAGUUCUAUCACCUCAGUUCGCUGAUUGUCUGUGAUAUUCAAUGAAUUAAAUGCAUAAUUUAAUGUUACUCCGUAAAUGAAUUUACACUGUUUCCAAGACGUGUUAUGUGUUAUCUUUUUUUACAAAAAGCGAUGCACAAUGUAUUUGUUUGUAAAUUAACUUAUGAUUUCAGAAAAAACUAAGCGUAGUUCUAUGUUUGAUUCUACUAAACUUUUGUAUUCAGUUUCGCAGUGUUAUAAGUUAUAAUGAGAAUUUCUUCGUUUCUGUCAGUUUUAUUGUGAAUAGUGGUCAUGUUAUUUCCACUCUCUUUUUCUGUUAGUUUUUUAAAACUGCGCUUGAUUACUUUUUAAUUAUAACACUUUUUCGAGGAAACGUUUACAUUGAUUCAAACGCUUAAAACGUUGUAUUCCAAAAUCUACAUUAUUUUCGAAUAUUUAAUUUCUAUUUAUUCUCCUUAGUUUAUCGGUAAUUGUUCGUCUUGAACGAGUCUCUAAUAUCAGGAGCAAACAAUUUGGAAUAUAAUUGGUGUAUAUAAAUACCAGGUGGUUGCUUAGAUAAAGUAAAUUACUAGGUGUCAGUUUGAUCAGAGUAGGUGUUUGAAUGAUUUGGUAGAUUUGGCAGCACUAGUUACGAUAACAUGGAUGGGCAAUUUAUGCAUUCAUAUUCAGGUUAUGCUAGUCUUCUGUCAACUUUCAGAAGCAACCUCUUGGUUAGGGUAAAUGCUAAUGUGAGCUUUAAACCUUGACGCGAACUUAGAUAGAUUCUCUGUCAUUUACUGUGUAGUCACGCCAACAGGGACACUAGAUUCUGUGUAUAAACGUGGGACACUAAUGUAAUAUUUUACGCAAAUGCAGGAGCAACGAGUGUUAAACCACGACAACUUUUACGUCCGUUUUAUUUUUUUGGGAUGACGGCGAUACACACUGGGACAAUUAGUAUUGAACAAAUUGACGCGAUCGAGACAGGUUGCCUUAUUUCCUCCUGACAGAAUAAAAGAAAAGGUCUUAGUGUAAAGCUACUAAAGAUAUUGCCUGUUCCACAUAUCGACAAGGAUGUGUAAGAAGAUAUUUAGAUAUCUGCUUGUACUUGUAUUUAUGCAAAACCUAGGUUACUCUGUAUGUAGGAGGUCAGUUCUGUCCUGAGAAUCCUGACGUGUUCAUAUCAUCAUAGGUGCUUUGACAUCAUAGGAACUUUUAUAUCCGGUGAAGAUUAAAUAACAGGUAACUUCCGAGGACUAUUCAUGGACUAAUAUUCUAUAAACAUUCUUAUUGUAUAACUACUCAACAAUUUUACUAUGUAUAUUUAUAUUCCUUUUAUGAUAAGCUUUAUUUUGACCUUGUUAUGACCUUGGAUGUCUUGUUUUGCUACCACGCGACCUAUCGACCAAUCCGAAUACGACUUAUACGGAUCUUUACACUAGGCCAACCAAUGACGUUCAACCGGUGCGGGCAGUCUAGCGUCCUUACUGGUCCUAUGUCCUCCGAGCCCUUCCACUUGAGUCCAGAACACAAUACCAGCUUCGAAUCAGAGCAGAUCGUUUAUUUCAGGCAUA